Molecule: messenger RNA, 1388 nt
Organism: Amyelois transitella
Lineage: Eukaryota; Metazoa; Arthropoda; Insecta; Lepidoptera; Pyralidae
Gene: Tango2
Product: transport and Golgi organization protein 2
Exons: 7
Coding region: 267-1076 (269 amino acids)
Biological process (GO): protein secretion; Golgi organization
Cellular component (GO): Golgi apparatus
Source: RefSeq, a predicted model, not a curated record
UUGAUCAAAUGUCUGCCAUUUCUCAUUGUUUACGAUGAAAUAGGCAUUCAGUAAUUAUUUGUCAGAUAAGAUAAGCAGUAUUGAAUACAGACACCUAAUAGUACCUACCUACUUAAACCUCAAUAUAUUGGGUACAACGUACAAACUCAUUUGCUUAUCAGCCUCCAUGCAUAGAGGUGUGUAGUAAGUAGUUACAGCAGUUGAUUUGUUUUACUGGAAAACUUCUUAGGAAAAUUUUAUUACAUCUUUUCUCUUACAAUUGAAAAAUGUGCAUCCUAUUCAUAUACAAAUGUAGUGAGGACCCGGAGAGUGACUAUAGCCUGAUUAUAGCUACAAAUCGAGACGAGUUUUACGAAAGACCAGCUCAGAACAUGGGCCCUUGGGAAGGGGAGGCUAAUGUUUUUGCAGGGAAGGAUGUGAGGGGAGGUGGCACAUGGCUAGCAAUAUCCUCGGCUAACAAGAAAAUUGGAGUGAUGCUGAAUCACCCUGUAGCUCCCGUGAAGAAUGGUCAAAGUCGAGGGAAAAUUCCAAUCGACUAUGUUAAAAGCGAGCUGUCAGCUAGCAAAUUUGUGGAUUCAAUGAAGGAUUAUUUUCAGGAGUGCAGUGGUUUCAUUUUUGUCACACUGGAUAUUGGGAAAGAAGACACAACCGUACACUCAUACACUAGUCACACCGAAGACCUAAUUCAAUACAACGAGAAAUGUCUAGGAUUCGGAAACAGCGCGCCGGCAACGCCCUUCACGAAGGUGGAAGCGGGUAGGAAGAGAAUGCAAGACAUAUGUGGGAGAUUGAACAAGGCGACAGAGAAGGAACAACUUGUCAAUGAGCUCUUUGACUUUCUGAAGUGGGAUGAGAAGCACUUGCCAGACCCGGUGUUAGAAAGACAGCAUCCUCAAAACUAUGAAGAUUUAAGCUCCGUGUAUGUUAGCAAAGCAAAUAUAUAUGGUACAAGAACACACACUUUAGUUCUGCUAACUAAAGAUGGCAAGAUGGAUAUAAUAGAGAUGUCAUUACAACCACCAAUAGACAUGGCAAACCCACAGUGGAAAGUUACAGAGUUGCAAUGUAAAUUAUGAUACAACCUAUGUUAAUUAUGCUGUAAAUUAAUAGAAGUGGCAUUUUCUAUGUAUUAAAAAAUAUAAAAGUAUGAGAUUACUAAGGGAUCAAAUAUAAAAAACAUGGUGUGGUAGGAAUAAAAGUUCAGAAGCGAAACCAAAUUGCACUUUUAAAUAUCUAUAAUAAAUUAAAAUAUUUUUGUUUCUUAAACCCCUAUAACUAUGAUGAACAAAAUAAAAACAAUAAGCCUAUAUCAUACUUUGUUUAUUGAUUUUUACUGAACAAGUCUAGUCUGAUUGAUAUCAAAAUAAAUGUUGUAACUAUGGUGUUGA